This is a messenger RNA of Topomyia yanbarensis, 1488 nucleotides long. RefSeq lists its product as uncharacterized. The transcript has 3 exons. Gene Ontology annotation, molecular function: transmembrane transporter activity. Gene Ontology annotation, biological process: transmembrane transport. Bases 49 to 1488 code for a protein of 479 amino acids. Gene Ontology annotation, cellular component: membrane. The record is from RefSeq and is a predicted model, not a curated record. NCBI's taxonomy places the organism in Eukaryota, Metazoa, Arthropoda, Insecta, Diptera, Culicidae.
UCGUCCACGGAAGGUUCAACUGCGUCUAGUCUGUAAACAGGCAAAGCAAUGGCGGGUUGUACGGAAUGGUGCGAAAAGAGCCAGAAAAAUAAGAUGCAAACGAACACUCUCCUGAGCGGUAUAACGACACUCAUAUUGUGCGGAAUAUUUGUUGGAUGUAGCAUCUUCAAUGUUCACAUCCGAUACCAAACCUGGACUUUCAACCAGCCGGAUUCGGUGAUCCUGCUGAUUAUAAACCUGUUCUACAUAGCUGCAAUACUAGGUUCUUUCGCCGGGGCCAUACUCGUUAAUCACAUCGAGAAGCUCCUUAUUUCGAGAAUCUACCUCAUGCUCAUCGCCAUCGCCAGCAUCCUACAGAUUAUUGUCCCAAAAAGCAUCGUCGGAACUGCAUUCGCUCGGAUCUUUGCCGGAUCGGCCUACGGGCUGGCCUACCUAACCGUGCUCGUCCAUGGUGGGGAAGUGCUUGUUAAAGAAUUUCGUGGUAUGGUUAUAGCAGCCAUCAAUCACGUACUGUUUCUCGGAAUUCUAGCUCACGGAACCGUUAGCCCGGUGGUUCUGACCGAUUACGAUUUGGAAUCAAACCGCAUCAUUGGUAUUGCCGGGCUCACAUUUGCACUGCUAGCCGCCCUGAUCGGACAGUUUAUGACCUACGAAUCGCCGAUAUUUCUGGUGCAGAAAGGACGGGAUGCCGAAGCGAUUCAAUCGCUGAUGAAACUAUCGCUGGAGUCUAGGGAAACCAUUGAGAUUCGGGAUGCCUACAUUGACAUUAAAGUGAUGCUGCAGGAAGAUUCGUUCGCUUCGCAAUCGAUUUUUACCGAUGGAAAUUGGAGACCACUUCUGUUGCUCAGUCUAGGCAAGAUUGCCGCUGUUCUAUCGUUUAAUGCAGCGGUUAAUCAAAUCCAAUUGAUUGUCGUUGAUCAGUUGUACGACUUGCAAUACUAUAGCAUAUCAGGAGCAAUCAUUCUGGGGAUUAGAUUCCUGCUAGGAAUCCCAUUCGUUUACACGGUAGACAUCUUCGGUCGGAGACCCCAACAGGCACUGUCUGCAUUGCUAAGUGGAGCUGUUUUGACGGCCAUGGGAAUCGUGUACUUGGUGACGGACAGUGUAAACCCAAAUGUUGGGGGAUCUAUCUUUCUAACGUAUGCUUUAGUGGCUUGUACAGGGGUAACUUUAGUGCCAGAUAUUCAUCUAUCGGAAGCUUUCCCCACCCAGAAAAAGGCUCUAUCGAUCGCUGUCGUGCAGUUGGUGGAAAAUGGUGUUCAAAUAUUAAUCCUUUCCGUUACGUUUUCGUUGGAUCUUACACAUUCGGACAAUUACGGGGGCAUACUUCUGUCGUGUGGAGUUCCAUUGAUGGUGAUUGCUGUGGUACUGUACGUACUGCUUCCAGAAACGAUAAAACUGACACUUCGGCAGUCUAGAGCAGCUUUCGCACGCAAAGAGUCUCUCUACGAAAUGGAUCCAGUGUCGAAAGAUAAUCUCAGUUAUUAA